AUGGAAGAAGACAAAGACAUUCCGUUGAUAUUAGACAGACCAUUCUUGGCUACGGACAGUGCUUUAAUUGACGUUCAAAGGGGGCAGCUAAUUUUGAGACUUGGAGAAGAACAUAUCUCAUUUAAAGUCUUCAAGGCUAUGAAACUUCCUACAGAGUCAGAUAGUUGCUUCCAAAUUGAUGUGGUCGACAAGGUGCUUCAAGACACGUUUCGACUUCAACAUUUUGUAGAGAUUGAAACAUGUGCAAGCUUCUUGGAGACUAAUUCGCCCUACACAAGGAAAAGGCACUUUGAGGAACUUGGAGUUGGAUCCAAAAAACCACUACCAUCCAUUCAGCAUCCACCUCUAUUGGAACUAAAGCAAUUGGCGCCACAUCUUCGAUACGCAUAUUUGGGGGACUCUUGUACACUCCCAGUGUUUAUCUCGAACGCCGUCAGUGAAGUGGAGGAAGAAAAAUUGCUUAGAGUGCUUCGGGAAAACAAGACGGCGAUUGGUUGGACCAUAGCAGAUAUCAAAGGGAUCAGUCAUUCACUCUGUAUGCACAAGAUUCUCAUGGAGGAUAAUUUUCGAUCGAAUAUUGAAGGUCAAAGAAGGUUGAAUCCGAACAUGAAAGAAGUGGUCAAGGUAGAGGGUAGAAUCACAGUGGUGUCUAACGAGAAGAAUGAGCUAAUUCCCACCAAAACAGUGACAGGAUGGAGGGUUUGCAUCGAUUAUUGCAAACUCAAUGCAACUAUAAGGAAGGAUCAUUUUUCACUCCCGUUUAUUGAUCAGAUGCUAGAGAGACUGGCGGGGCAUUCACAUUACUGUUUCUUUGAUGAAUAUUCAGGGUACAAUCAGAUACCAGUUACACCAGAUGAUCAAGAAAAGAUCACCUUCACUUGUCCCUAUGGUACUUUUGCAUACCGUAGGAUACCUUUUGGUAUUUGCAACGCUCCUACAACAUUCCAGCGAUGCAUGAUGGCGAUAUUCUCCGAUAUGGUGGAAAAAUUCAUUGAGAUAUUCAUGGAUGACUUCUCAGUUUUCGGAUCGUCAUUUGAUGAGUGCUUGAAGCACUUGAAUUUGGAAGGGAUUGUACUUGGGCAUCGAGUGUCAUCGAAGGGAAUUAAGGUGGACAAAGUGAAGAUUCAAGUUAUUGAAAAUCUACCGCCACCAAUGGGAACCUUAAAUGAUGCACAAAUCAACUAUGCCACCAUUGAGAAGGAGCUCUUGGCCGUGGUUUUUGCAUUCAACAAAUUCAGAUCAUAUCUCGUGGGGUCUAAAGUUGUAGUGUACACAGAUCAUGCCGCACUGAAGUAUUUGAUGACAAAGAAGGAUGCAAAGUUAAGACUGAUCCACUGGGUAUUACUCUUGCAAGAAUUUGACAUCGAAAUCAAGACAAAAAAGGGAGUGAUAAUGUGUAUUGAAGAAGCACCUUGGUAUGCCGAUAUUGUAAACUAUUUGGCCAAAUCCAUUCCACCACUAGAUUAUUCAAGUCAUCAGAGGAAAAAGUUCUUCUCGGAGUUAAAAUACUACUUCUGGGAAGAUCGUAUUCUCUACAGGCACAGGGCAAAUCAGAUUGUUAAGAAAUGUGUACCUGAAGAAGUACCGAAGAUUCUUGAGCAUUGCCAUUCAUCCUCAUAUGCGGGACACUUUGGAGCUUCAAAGACUGCUGCGAAGAUUCUACAGUCGGGGUUUUACUAG
This is a messenger RNA of Olea europaea var. sylvestris, 1680 nucleotides long. RefSeq lists its product as uncharacterized. The transcript has 6 exons. The record is from RefSeq and is a predicted model, not a curated record. NCBI's taxonomy places the organism in Eukaryota, Viridiplantae, Streptophyta, Magnoliopsida, Lamiales, Oleaceae. Bases 1 to 1680 code for a protein of 559 amino acids.